AUGACUCCGGCUAGCCAAACGAUACAAGUUCUCGACAGUUGUGAGGUUUUUCAGUUCUUGCCUGACGGUAAAAUUGGAUUCACUCACGUCAAGAUUCUUUUCAAACACGAAAAUAAAAUCCAUUAUGGCCACGUUUUGGAGAGGAAACGACGAGAAACAUUUCAGCUCGAUGAGAUUGAGAACAUCAAAGCGAUUCCUUCCGAUUCAUACCGGCCUCCCCUACCGCCAAAUACAACAAUCGCCCCCGAACAGCUCGCCAACUACUUUGUAAAGCGCCCAAUUUUGAUGGGCUAUGUCGACGGCUCUGAUUUAAGUGAGCCAAUGCUUCGAGAGAUCGAAAUCUGUGAGGUGCUGUUGUGGAAUCCUCAUCCAAACUUGGCAUCCUACCUUGGAUGCCAAUCCGUCAAUGGUCGUAUUGAUGGCAUCUGCUUUCAGCGAUAUCCAGAAUCACUCAUGCAAAAACUGAACCCGAAAGCUCUCAAUAAAUCCAUGUUUUUACAAUCCCGAAACUUGUCUCGAGAAACCGCGGAACGCUAUCUUUCUGAAGUGGAAGCUGGUAUCAAGCACCUGCAUUUUCUGGGAUAUGUUCACAAUGAUCUUAACCCAAGCAAUAUCAUGAUUACUACGGAUGAUACGGCGGUUAUCAUUGACUUCGACAGUUGUGUAAGGGUCGGUGAAUCCAUUGAGGCAGCCAAGAUUAAGAGGACAUAUGGCUGGUACGAUAGACAGAGUCAAGUGGCUAUAGAAAGCAUUGACUUUGCCGCCUUGAAGGAAAUUCGUACGUAG
Trichoderma virens Gv29-8 is the source of this 786-nucleotide messenger RNA. RefSeq lists its product as uncharacterized. The transcript has a single exon. The coding region runs from base 1 to 786 and encodes 261 amino acids. The record is from RefSeq and is a predicted model, not a curated record. Gene Ontology annotation, biological process: protein autophosphorylation; autophagy; peptidyl-serine phosphorylation. Lineage: Eukaryota; Fungi; Ascomycota; Sordariomycetes; Hypocreales; Hypocreaceae. Gene Ontology annotation, molecular function: ATP binding; protein serine/threonine kinase activity. Gene Ontology annotation, cellular component: autophagosome; cytoplasm.